Messenger RNA from Zea mays, 1203 nucleotides. RefSeq names its product protein SAWADEE HOMEODOMAIN HOMOLOG 2. Gene Ontology annotation, molecular function: chromatin binding. Lineage: Eukaryota; Viridiplantae; Streptophyta; Magnoliopsida; Poales; Poaceae. Bases 166 to 1023 code for a protein of 285 amino acids. The transcript is spliced from 8 exons. The record is from RefSeq and is a predicted model, not a curated record.
GUGGCGUGGCCUGGCUAACACGUCAGAUAUGAGAGAGAAACCACUGGCUUAUAUAGAGGACGGACGGCCGGCAACUGGCAACAGUGCACGCAGCACGUAGAACACGCAGCGGGCUCGCACUGCAGGACGGAGCAGCAGCCGUCAUAGCAGGUCAUUUGGAGAAGGAUGGAUCGGCGGCAAUCAAGCAGCAGCGGGAUGAUGGAGGGACCGUUCCGAUUCUUGCCGGCCGAAGUGAAAGAGAUGGAGGAGCGCCUGUUCCCGGUCACCAAUCGCAGGCUGGAUCACAUCCUCAUGGAUGAGCUCGCUCUGAAAUUUAGCUGCUUCCGGCGCCGUGCUGGCAUGGUUCCCGUCAAGCCAAAGCAGGUGCUCAACUGGUUUUAUAACAACCGUAACAAGACUUCUGCCAAGGUAGCAGCCAGGGAAGCACAUGCUCCAUGGGAGUUUUGGGCCAACCAUCAGCAAGCUAGAGCUAGAGGAGGCUCAUCCAUCAGCAAGCUGAAGCCAAAGAAGGCGACUACGCACGCAGGAUCUUCCUCAGGGAAUAAUUAUAUCGAUGUAUAUCACACCAAGUUUGAAGCUAAGUCAGCUAGAGAUGGCUCUUGGUACCUUGUCGAAGAAUUCUUGACUGAAAAGUUUUGUGAAUCAGGCGAUUUGCAAGUAUUGGUUCGCUUUCCUGGAUUUGGAGUUGAGGAAGCUGAAUGGAUCGAUGUUCGUACAUGUACUUUGCGGCAACGCUCAGUGCCAUACAAGGCCACAGAAUGUGCAGAUGUUCAUAUUUGGGACCCUGUUCUUUGUUACAAGGUAAGUGAACAGAGUGGUCUCUAUUUUGAUGCUGAAGUGCAUGCUAUUGAAAGGAAAACACAUAAUUCAGGAGAAGAAUGUGAUUGCAAAAUCCUUGUUCUUUAUGUGCAUGAUAAUUCUGAGGACAUCGUUUCCUUGAAGAAGUUGCGCCGUCGAUACGUAGAAUAUGACUACAAACCUCAAACUUCGUAUGAGCUGCCAAAAGGAACGAAAAUAGCUUAAGUACACCAUCAAUUUAUUGAAGUGUUCAAUAUAAUACCUUUCUAGAAGAUUUUGUAUGUUCUGUGUUACAGUAUAUAUAUGUUGGUGGCUCAUGAGUCAUGAGCAUUGCUACAUAAUGCAAACUAAUAUUAAUUGUGAUAAUACACAAUUUGGAGAUGAUAAGUUGGUCUUUGAAUUUAA